CCAACUUCUCCAAGCAAAAUACAACAGUCAACAAACUAUGAGAGCUUUUAUUCUUUAGUUUUAGUCUAAUUAAAAAUAUCUUAAACUAUUAACGAAUGUAAAAUGGUAAGCUGCGCAGUCACUAACUGCAAAAAUACUUCAGUUAAAAUUACGAAACACACAAACGGGAUUACGUUUCACAGGUUUCCUCGUGAUAAAAAGCGUCGUCGGCAAUGGGAAGUGGCCGUAGACCGGGAGAACUGGUCCGCCACGGCGUCGAGCGCCGUGUGUUCAGAACAUUUUGAUGCGAAAGACUUCUAUGUGACAGACUCUGGGCUGCGUCGGCUGUCUGUUGAGGCGGUGCCUGUUAUUAAUAUUUCUAUAUGCCAACCAAGAGCUCAAACGGUUACAGAACUACAACCGGCUGACAUUAGUCCCACGGAUUCUGAUGAAGUUAUCAAACUAAAGUACAAACUACGAAGGCUAGAAAUAGUUUCCUCUAACAGAAAACGAAGAAUCUAUGAGCUGUGGAAGAGUAAUAAAAAAUUUAAAAAGAAAUUACAACAAAUGAAAGCUGUUAUUAAACAUUUAAUACAGAAUAAGAAACAUACAGAAAAAAUAGGCACAGAGGAAAAUACUAGUAUAGAUUUAGAAAAUAUUGACAUACGGAACUUGGAUAUGCAGAAUGUUGAAAUGUCUUGUGAAUUGGAAAAUAAGUGAGGUAAAUACUUUGCUUAUUAUUGCCAGAUUGUGAUCUACUAUCUACUAAUACAAAUUGUGUUGUAAAGCCUGACCAGGAAUAUACGAUCACGCGCCAUGUUGCGGAAUUUCACUGGAACUAAUUUUUUCAAACAAUACUGAACUGUCACCCUAUACAUGAAAAUAACAGUGCCCUCUUGAGAAUGAUCAUAUAUUAAAAAGUUGAAGUUUUUGGAAAUUUCAUGAAACAAGAAAUAAACAAGACUUAUAUACCGGGAUAUAGACCGUGAUUACCUUUUGUAUUAUUUAUGAGCUCCCGUGAACGUGUGUGAAUUAACCGUGAAUCAUUCAAAACUCUAAGAAAUAAACAACAUGCAAAUUGUGGAAGUGGAAAAUUUCAAAAUUAAUAAUUAAUUUUAUUUUGGUUCUAGGUAAUAGGUGAAUUUGUCAGAAAAAAGCAUUCAAGUUGUUUUUCCCAGAAAUCUACAAUUUUAAAAUUUUAGGACAAGGGCCCGUUUAUCGAAAGCUUGUAGCUUGUAAUACAAGUGGAAGUCCCUUUCUAACAAAAGCUGUCAAAAAGGGACUUCCGCUUGGAUCAUCAAGUCUAGUAGCCUUCCAUAUACUGAUCCAUAAAAAAAUGUAUCUUAUGUGACACACUUUGCAAUAUGUACCGUAAAGACAGGUUAUUAUGGUCCUAAUUCGUGGUCCUGUGAUUAUAUGGUCCAUGUGAUUUUGUAAAUGUACCUACUUAAUUAAAUAAUUAUUUGGUGGAACUAUGAAGUCAAUAUAUCCAUGGAGUAGCUAAGUAAGAAAUAUAUAGUUGGUCAAGCAAAACUUGUCAGUAGAAAAAGGUGGCAAAUUAAAAAAAAAAUUGGCGCGAAGGGUUA
This is a messenger RNA of Cydia strobilella, 1565 nucleotides long. Its product is annotated as THAP domain-containing protein 1-like. The record is from RefSeq and is a predicted model, not a curated record. The coding region runs from base 103 to 699 and encodes 198 amino acids. Lineage: Eukaryota; Metazoa; Arthropoda; Insecta; Lepidoptera; Tortricidae. Gene Ontology annotation, molecular function: sequence-specific DNA binding. The transcript has 3 exons.